Molecule: messenger RNA, 3097 nt
Organism: Episyrphus balteatus (marmalade hoverfly)
Lineage: Eukaryota; Metazoa; Arthropoda; Insecta; Diptera; Syrphidae
Exons: 4
Coding region: 160-2880 (906 amino acids)
Source: RefSeq, a predicted model, not a curated record
UUGUCAAUUAUACCGGCGAAAAAAACAAGCGAAAAAUUAUUUUCAAAAAGUGCCUGUCAAAAAUCUGUUUACUUUUUUCGCCAAAAAUCAUAACUGUUUCUAUUUCUAUUUAACAAACCACGAUCCUGAUUGCAAAAUAAAACAACCAAAAAUAAAAUAAUGCGCGAUUUGCAUAAAAUUCUUAACCUUUUUGCUAAAGAAUGCGCUAUGGAUUAUUGUCCAGAAUUCGAUGCCAUCAAAUCUGUUCUAGAUUAUUGUAAUGAUAAUGUGAAAUCGCUUAACAAAGUUCGUUUCCGUGGAGGUAAUGAAGAUGUCGUCGAUGAAAUAUGCAAAAGACUUCAGGAUUACUUCCUAAAAAUGGAAUACAUUGAUGUGGAGACGAAAAAACCACUUCCCAAAGCAAACCCCAUAUUCCGUAAGAUUAUAAUGUUUUUGCUAGUCAAUACCGAUGCCACCUACAAAUACAAUCUAAAAGACGAUCCUGGACUAGCACAUGUUAUCGAAAUAUGUCCUUUGUUACCCAAAUAUCUUUUAGUUGCCAUCAUUUGGGAACUAAAUCUUGAUCAAUUCUUUUACGAAGCAUUGGCACAUUGUCCUUGUUGGUUUUCGUUUCAGUAUUAUGAAAAUGCAACAGAUUCUCUUAAACACAUUAAAGACCCUUAUGAAGUACUAAUCAAAGUGGAGAAUAUGGCAAGAGCCAUCUUCAUAAGUAUCACCAAGUCCAAAGCCCAGCAUAUUAAUUUCGUAGAUAAGAAAAUUAUUCUGGGCAAACUUUAUGACUUUACCAUGAAUCUAUUAAGACAAUUUUACACUCCAGAUGCUGAAAAGUUUAAAACUUUCAAAAAAAAUGAAUUUUUCACAUAUUCUGGCUAUGCCAUCAAUCACAUCUUGGAGAUGAUUAUCUUUGCAUUUGAUGUGUAUGAGGAAAAGAAUAAAUUAAAGCCUGAUUUUGAUGUGGAGGUUUAUGAUAUUUGCGCCUCCCUUUCAAACCAAAAUCCCACAUCCGAAGCAGAAUCACAUUCAUUGGUCAAAGAGUUCCAAUUGAAAGUUAUAACUGCUCUUCUCAAUUCCUUACAGUAUAACGUUAUGUUAGUGAAAAUCGAUGUAUUUAUGCAUUGGGUCGAGGUAGAUCUCAAUAACAAAGAAACUCUUCAAUCAGUUAUCGGUGUUAAAUCGUUUUUAGUGGGUGAGCGUAUGAUAGCCAAUCGGGAUUUUAAUCAUGAUGUUGCACAUCAGCUUAAAUCGAUUGCCAUUCGUCCCAAGACUUUGGAGGAGCAAAUUACAGAUGCAACCAUAGGUGAAAUUCUGGGCAAGUUGAGUGAACCUCUCGAAAGGCAUGUAAAAAAGGCUUGGUUCGAUGAACUCUUUAAAAAACCUGUCGCUUUAGGUAAUGAUGAAUGCCUUCAGUCGAUCAAAGAUAAUAUUAAAUUGUUCGGAUUGGAGAAUGCUAUGGAGAUUGUAGACUAUAUUGAUCUAGAGCAAAAAGUUAGAGAGCAGUCUGAAGAGGAAAUAGAAAAUGAAGACAUGGAAAUUGACUCUGCUUUGGGUCUUACGCAGAUUCUCCUUGCAGGAGUUGAGAUUUUCAAGCCUGCAGAUAUCAUAACACUUAUUAACUAUGAAGUAAAAAAAUUCGGCAAAGAUGUCAAUCGUUUUCAAGCAGAACGUUUUUCCGAAAGAGCAACUGAAUUUCUUAACAAAUUCUCAAAUAGUUUCGAUGAGCUGGGAUUUCUUUGUUUAUGUUUUGAAAAUCCCCAGGUCAUGUGGGGCAAAAUGUUUGAUGUUGCAUGUAAUUCCGAAGAACACAUUGGAAUAUUUUGCUCCAUGGUCAAGCUGAUGCGUCCUCUAUCGAAUGAUUACUUUUAUCCACUUUUGAAUAGUGCUCUCCGCGAUGAUAGAAUUCAACAGAAAUUCUUUAGCCAACUUUUGUGCAGCAUUUAUUUUGAAUUAUGCUUCGAGAGACAAACUGAUUUUUUUAAACGAUUCUUUAAUUCGAGUGUAAAUGAAAUGCUAGAUGCAGAGCGAUACACUGAUUUGAUUCCAUUGGUUAAGUGCUUGAAUUUGAUUGUAUCAAAGGGUAAUAAGGAUGUCCUACCAUUUGGAGAAGCAACAGCACCUGUUUUGCUGAUGGCGGCACAGAUAAUGGAGAAUGUUCGUUGGGAUCUGUUAACUUAUUCGAAUGAAAAAGAUGAAAUUCUUAAGGAGUGUGCACAAUUUGUACAAAAUACAAUAAAAGGUUUUCUGCCAGUGGCUAGAGAAAAAGACAAAAAAUGGAUUAAGAAAUCAAUAAGGGACUCAUACAGGCCAUUAACUCAGUACUAUUUCCAAAGAUUUUCACUAACUCCUGACCAACCACCAAAAAAAUUCGAUGAGUUCUUAAUUCCCUCAGAGACGCAUACUGCCGCCGAUGUUGAAAUGUUUCUUAUAAGUAACUUCAUCCGAUGUACUACAAAGGAAACUGAUUGGCUUGCACGAAGUGAUCGUCUUUUGCCCCACAUGUCCGAUAUGAUUUUAACACUUGGUGUCGUUGUUAAUGAAACAGAAAAUCCCAACGCAGUACUUAACUAUCGUAAUUGCAUGGUUAACUAUGCCAAUAUAGUUCAAAAGUAUCUAAUACCAGGCGUUGCUAAGGAUACAAUCAAAGUGGAACAGCUUAUUACAAAGUUGUUAAAAAUUAUUGAAUUUGCACCGGCUGCAAUAUAUGAAGAAAUGUUUAUGAACUUUGAGCGAUUACUAUUAGAAGUAAUGCAACAAUGUGAUGUACCAGUUAAUGAAACUGUUACAAACAACAUUAGAAAAAAUAUUUUGAAAAUGAAGGAUUGCAAGGGCAAGGAAUUAUUUUUACAAAAAUAUACAACACUUGUCACUGAAAAUCUGAGCUAAAUUAAAAAAUAAAAAUAUUUUGAUAUUUUUAGAUCAGAUAGCAGAAUAAGGCUGAUCUAUUAUUAAAAAUGAACUAAAAUGAGUUAACUUACAUACUUGUUAAAUUCGUAGCAAGUACAAUAAUAUUGUUUUGUAUUUGACAUUGAAAUAAUGGUUUUCACAGAUUGUGAAAAAUGUAAUUUAAAUAAUAUUUGGAUGCUAAGUAAACCUUAAAGGA